Messenger RNA from Ctenopharyngodon idella (grass carp), 6883 nucleotides. RefSeq names its product nectin cell adhesion molecule 1a (gene nectin1a). Gene Ontology annotation, biological process: homophilic cell-cell adhesion; heterophilic cell-cell adhesion; protein localization to cell junction. The record is from RefSeq and is a predicted model, not a curated record. The transcript is spliced from 6 exons. Gene Ontology annotation, cellular component: adherens junction. NCBI's taxonomy places the organism in Eukaryota, Metazoa, Chordata, Actinopteri, Cypriniformes, Xenocyprididae. Bases 740 to 2230 code for a protein of 496 amino acids.
AGACCACACUGUUGAAACCGAUGAACUAUUCAUAAGUACCUACUUCGGUUUACUUUUUAUACCUGCUGCACAGUUGAACUCCGCCUGGAAUUGUGAUCCAUUAAUCUUAGCUAUUGUCCUUAAUCACCGGACGAAUCAGACGAGAGCUGCGAGUUGAGCGCAACUUUGAAUUCUGCGUCAGUUGACGUUUCCUAAAGAUAGGCUACUUUAACUGCUACCAGGUUGUGCUGUUAAGUAAAGUUCAUACGGCUAGUUUCCGCGGAAGAGAGGAUGCUUUCAGAGACUUUUGGCAAAGGCGCAUUGACGAUGAUAACCACUCCAGGACGAUAGAGCAACAACUGAGCGAACAAAGCCCGUUCACUCUGUAGUCUAGGCAGCAACUGGACAGAGACCUUAGGUUUAUGUUGAUACGGUCGUCCAUUCUUCUUUAAUCUCCUUGCUUCGCGCUUUAAGCUGAUUUAUGUUCGAUCCGCUGCCCACGCGCGCAGUUCAAAGUGCGCCUUGAUGCGUAAUUGUUUUACAGAAUCGAGUAUUGAAGGGUUCGGUCCAGCGCGUGGUGCCCAUCCGAACUGGCUGACAAGUUCAAAUUAACAAUUGGACAUCUGAACACCUUCAGCUUUCCUCUCACAACUCAAUAAAUGGGUAACCUGGAUAAUUGUUCUCUUAGGGAUUGUGCUCUCUCUUAAUCUCGUACCGCGUCACUUGUUUUGAAUCUAUUUCAUCUUUUAACAAGACCGUGAUGUUUUUGAAUUUGGUUCUUCCACUGACGUCCAUCCUUUUGAUAAGAGGUGUUCAUGGUCAGAUGGUCCAGAUGGAUAGCAGUAAGUCAGGAUUUGUGGGCUCACAGGUAGAGCUACGCUGUCAGUUUGUCAACAGCAACCCACCUGUAAAAAUCUCCCAGGUCACCUGGCAGAAGCUGGUCAAUGGCACCAAGCAGAAUGUGGCCAUUGCCAAUCCAACCCUGGGUGUGUCAGUGCUGAACCCCUUUAAAGAGCGUGUGCGCUUCAAGAAUUCCGCCAUCCGCCAGCGCACGCCUUCCCUGGAGGACACCACCGUAGUCUUCAACAAACUAAAACUGUCGGAUGAAUCCACCUACAUCUGCGAGUACACAACCUUCCCAGCUGGCAACAGGGAGAACAUGGUUAAUCUCACUGUUUAUGCUCGCCCUAUGAUCCAGAUGAGUCUGUCCACACCCUCCAUAGUGGCGGGAUCCAAAGAUCUGAAGAUGACUGUUGCCACGUGCGUUUCUGCCAACGGGAAGCCACCUAGUGUGAUCACAUGGGAAACUGAUUUAGAUGGAGAAUCUAACACCCAGGAGAUACGCAACUCCGAUGGGACUGUCACAGUGCGCAGUGAUUACUUGGUGGUUCCCAGUCGAGAAAUACACCAACAGCUGCUCACCUGCAUAUCCACAUAUAAUGAUGAAAAAUACACAGACAGUGUCACGCUCAACAUUCAGUAUGAACCAGAGGUGUUAAUAGACGGCUUCGAUGGAAACUGGUAUUUGAACAGAGAAAACGUUCAGCUUACCUGCUUGGCUGAUGCCAACCCACCCAUCUCUUUGUUUCAGUGGAGAUACUUGAAUGGAACUAUGCCAAGUACAGCAGAACUUCGUGACGAUGUGCUGAUCUUCAAAGGUCCUGUAACCUAUGACAUCGCAGGCACAUACAUCUGUGACGCCACCAACAGCAUUGGGACAGGCUCAGCAUCCGUUGAGGUCAUUGUCACAGAAUUCCCUAGCUACCCACACGGGGUGACUCAGGAGCAACAGCCAGCAGGUGCCAUCAUUGGUGGAGCUGUUGUUUGUGGCACAGUGCUGUUGGCUGCCAUUACGCUCCUGAUAGUGUUUUUCUAUCGCCGGAGACGCACGUUUAAAGGAGAUUACAGUACCAAGAAGCAAAUCCUUGGAAAUGGCUACAGCAAGGCUGGAAAUGUGCCGCCACACUCCUCGUUACCUCACAGUCUGACCUUCUCUGAAGAAUCAGAUGAAGAGAAGAAGCUGAAACUUUACAGAGGCUCCAGUGUCUUAGGAGGAAGCGCUCAAGAGUUUCACAACUGCCAUGACAGCAGGAUGAAAGCCUACUGCACGGGACUGAUCGAGGACCAUGAGAAAUGCAGAUGUAAUGAGCAGACUUAUUUUUACGAGUAUGAAUCUGAGGUGGAAGUCUCAGUGGACAUGGUUCCUCAAAUGGACGGCUCUGUCAUCUCUAAAGAAGAGUGGUAUGUGUAGAAUUCAAAACGUUGAACUUCUCAGCAUGGUCCUUUUUUGCUAUCUUCUCGUUCUGUGCCAUCUCCUUCCUUUUGAAGCAGGCUUUGGGAUCCAAACUGACGUUGGAUUAGAUUCACCUAGACAACAUUGUUGGCAUGAAAAUCAAAAUGAUGAUGGUUGUUUGAAGAUUGACCAGUGUUGGGGAAAGUUACUUUUAAAAGUAAUGCAUUACAAUAUUGCUUUACUCCCUAAGAAAGUAACUGCAGUAAGUGCAUUACUUAGUUACUUUUUAUGAAAAGUAAUGUUACAUUACUUUUGCGUUACUUUUUCUCACCUGGGCUGGGCUUGCUUGUUUGUUUUUUAAUAACAACAAAAAAAGUUAUAUUUUUGGCAAAUGUUAAGGCCCUUUCACACCAAAAGUGAAAUGAAUAAGCCUCAGGCUGAAGGAAAUGCAUAUUUACGCCUGUACAGUAGAGAGCGCAGCUCAAACAAACCUUUCAGCUGUACUGCUAUUCUGGAUUAAAAAAAGAAUAGGAUACAGGAGAAGGAAGUUCAACACUCUUAUUUCUAAAUCUACACUAAAGUAAUUUCUGCUUAUUCGUAUGCUUGAAUUAGAUCAUUGAAUGUCAGCAGCAAAGACAUUGGUUAAUAAAGUGAGAUUAAAAACAAAGUAUAUUUGUGUAAUUUAAUACAGUUAAUUAUUACAGGUUUGCGUAAAAUUCUGAGAUUGCAUUUCACUGUUUUUAUUCAUUUUAAGGAAUACUGAAUGUUUUUGUGCAAGUGAGAUGAGUAAAUGCAUGUUCACAUUUAGUCUAGAACUACAGUAACCAUUAUAUUUACACAGCGCAAACAACACCUCUGCACUUUAUUUCUCUCACCAUGAGGACAAGAGAGCUGUCAGUCAAUAAAUGUGAAAAAGUAACUUACGUUACUUAUUUGAAAUCAUCACAAUCCUUCACAUAGAAGACUAUCCCAUAAUACAUUGCAGUAAACUCACUGAAAAAGAAAUAUAAAUAAGAUGGUGAACAAGGCAAGUGUAUGUUGUUUUAUUAUGCAGUUAAGUUAUAUUUCUUAUACCUAAAAAGAGUGAUAUACAUAUUUAAAUGUUAUUAAAAAUGAAUUAUUUUGCCAAAUAUUUGUGUAUGUUGUGGUUGAAAUUCCCCUAGGCACCUGACUUAAGUUUAACGGGAACCCCUGACGCCUAAAAAUAGCCACUCUGAUUACAUUGGACAAAGCAGAUGCUAAAGAAUAAUAUUCUGACUUCAUAAGAUGCCUAAGACUAUAAGUAUACUGACCACAUAAAAUGGCAAAGACUAUAGCUACUCUGACCAGUGUUGGGGAAAGUUAAUUUAAAAGUAAUGCAUUACAAUAUUGCGUUACUCCCUGCAACUAAUGACUAACGCAAUUAUGUACUUUUCAUAGAAAGUAAUGCAUUACAUUCCUUUUGCGUUACUUCUCACCUGGGCUGGUGAGAAAAGCCCAGGUGAGAAAAAGGUGACCCCCACCCAGGUGUAAAGACCCUUUUACACCAAAAGAGAAAUGAAUAAGCCUCAGGCUGAACGAAAUGCAAAUUCAUGCCUCAAUUGGAUCAUCAAAGGUUAGCAGCAAAGACACUGGUUAUUAAAGUGAGAUUAAAUAUAUUUGUUUAAUUUAAUAUAUUUAAUUAUUGCAGGUUUGUGCAAUAUUCUGAGAUUGCAUUUCACUGUUUUUAUUCAUUUUGAGGAAUACUGACUGACUGGCAAGUGAGAUGAGUAAAUGCCUGCUCAUAUAUAGUCUAGAACUACAAUACCCAUCAUGUUCACACAGCGCACACAACACCUCAGCACCUUGCGCCCGAUUUCUCUCAACAUGGGGACAGGAGAGCUGUCAGUCAAUACAUGGGAAAACAAAGUAACUUGCGUUACUUAUUUGAAAAAGUAACUUAGAUAUUUUGUUGUAAAUUAUGUAAUAAAAAAUGUAAUAGUUACUUGAAAAAAGUAAUCUGAUUGUAAUGCAUUACCCCCAGCACUGACUCUGACUACAACAGACGCCUAAGAAUUAUAACUACAAAAGAAUACAAUAGUUUAUAGAAUAAAUGCAUGGCAAAGGUGGCAUGAUUCAUUAUUAUAUUAUCAUAAUUUUUCUCUAAUAUAAUUGGUUCUUCAUAUUGGUUCUGUAUAAUUCUCUGUUACUAGCUAAAAGCAAAGUUGGAUUCCUUGAUACUUCAGCUUGUUGCUCAAGUCAUGAUGUUAAAGGUUAUUUUUUUCAGACAGCUGUCUAGUUUUGUUUCCUCUUUUGUUAUAUUCAGACAAGUGUUAUUUGGCCCGAGUGUUGGGGACAUUUAUGCAUAUAAAUGUUAAUCCAGCAAGAAGGAAUGUUAGUUAUGAUUAAUUAAAAAAUUCCUUCACAGUGUUUAUGCAUAUAGAAUAUUGUUCUGUUAGCUUAGCAACAUGCUAAUUUAAAACUCUAUUGAAAUCAAUUCUGAGUUGCAUUCUCCUGUGCGCAACACUAUUUAUGCGACCCAGCGAGUUUCUAACUAUUUAGGCAUCCAAAAUCAGUCACUUUCCAUGACAUCUAGGAUGUUAAAUUAUUAGGUUUUGUAACAGUGCUGUUAGCUUUUCAACAUGCUAACUUCAAACUCUAUUGAAAUCAGUUGUUUGUUGAGUUGUCCUGUGCAGAGUUUCUGUUGAGCUAGGUGUCCUAAAUCGGUUAUUUUCAAUGAUGUUUAGGAUACUGGCUCACUAGGUUUUGUAACAGAGCUAAUAUCACUAACAUACACUAGGCAUUCAGUACAGCCCUUUAAAAUGGACAUCAAGUUUGGAUGAGAAUACAUGUCUUGACAGUGCCAUUGUUUUGAGAAAGCAGUUUCGCCUCGGUAUAGUGUUCACUCAAGGACAAGUAAAACUGUACUAUAACCUAUAAACUGUGAAAGUCUUACACUGUGGAUAUAAUUUUAUGCAUGAUUCUUGGAAACUUUGCCUUGUUUUGUCAGAUACUGUGUUUUUGUUAUUGAAACCGAAUAAUGACCUUCUGCCUGCUAUAAACACAGGUUUCAUAAUACAAUACAAUACUUCUCUGCACUGCAGUAGUCAAAUAUCACCUAUUAAGAAUAUGAACACAUGUAGAUAAACAAUCAAAUACUACUGUGGCUGUAGCUUUCAAGAAUCAGCAAUUCAGUAAUGCACGUCUCAGUGGCUGCAGUCUACAAUAUGAGGCAUGCUUAUGAUGUUAUGUUGUAAUUUGAAGUUAUUUGAGAUGAUACAAAAAUACAUUGUACUAUACUGUAUAAGUGGUGCGAAUUGCUUUAUGUAAAAUGAUUUUAUAUAAAUGACACUGAGGAACAUACUGCUUGAAUUGAAUUACAUUAGCUUUUGGUGUUGUUCAGCUAAUGGACUUCCCUAGGAUGUGCUGUAUAAUAUUUAAUACAUUGUGUUUUGUGCUAUUUGAAAGAAUUUGUGUUUAUGUUUAUUAUGCUGCCAAGACAAACAUAUUCAGAUAUACAGUGUUUUUGCUGUUCUCGUUAUUUGUAUCUAUUGUAAAAUUUAUUGUGAAGUGUUAAUAAGUCUUGUGAAUUCUCGGCUGAAAUAAAUAAAAACGUGUAUCAAGUCAGUUAAAAUAAUCAAGAAAAAAUUAUAUUAUAAAGUCUUUGUCUGGUUGUGAAGCCUAUUUCGGAGUGUCUAUUUACACUAAGUGCAAAUAGUGUCCCUUGUUGGCAAACGCUAUUUACACUAGUUCCACCCACCAAUGUCUGGUUGGGCCAAGUUUUAAAAAAAACACACUGAUUUAAACGUCUUCAGUGGCACACCGGUAGCGAAUACGGCUCACAGACGUGACUUUUAACGCGAUUGACGUGGGUUCGAAUCCGCCUUUUGCAGAGCUGAGGUGAGGUGCAAAUAGUAUCUGCCAAUAUAGAUUACUAUUUAUUCAUAUUGCAAAGAACUGAUACUUUUACUUGGUGUAAAUAGAAUCUAUAGUUAUUUCCACAUAGUGUAAAUAGCAUAUCGCUAAGAAAAUGCUGCUAUUGUCACUUAGUGUAAACAGAAAAUAUGCUAUUUUCACUUAGUGUAAAUAGCAUCUAUUGCUAUUUUCACUUAGUGCAAAUAGCUGCUGCCAUAAUAUUUUGCUUCUGAUAAAAUAUAUCAAAAUCAAUAAAUGAAUAAGCUCCAUUUUCCAAGCAGAGCAAUUUGAGUAUGUUUGGGGUCAUCUGGUCUGGACAUUCUUUGUGGUGUGGGUCUCUUAUUUGAGGUUGGAUAUGGGUCUGUUUCGAGUGGAAACAUUAUGCCAUUAACAUCUCUUUUACAGCCAUUAGAGCGCCCCACGACAAAUCCCCUUUUUACUAGUUGCCAUUGACAUCAUUGUUGUUUUAUGUACACAGUGACCUAAGUGAAAGCUCCCAUGAAUACCUUCCAUGGCAGCCCCGUUUGUUGGUAUGAGUUUGCACAAAAGAAGGGCAUGUAAGCUAAUGUGAGCCGGAUGUGUGGGUUUUUUUCUCAUCAACACGAAACAAUAGGACUUGAGCCGACAAUAGAGCUAUUCUCAUUAAUGUUAGAGCAGAAACAUGUUUCAGAGGCAUGUCACGUUUGAAUACUUUCCGAUACUUCACGUUUAAGUACUAUCCGAUUAUUUAAAAAGUGAUUGUGUGUUACGUAGUGUAUAUAUGGUUGAAUUAGCAAGGAGAUGCAAAACAUUUAUAUU